AUGGCAUCUUUGUCAUCGUCUGAUGUUGCUAGAAAAUCAAAUAGUCCGUCGAAAAGAUUGAAACCAGAUGUAGUAGUUCCCAAACAAAUAUUUCUGGCUGUUAAAAAAUUACGUUAUUUUACCGAAUCAAAAAUCGAUAUACCAUUAACAGACGUCUUACAAUUUAAUCAAGCACUGUCGAUGGUCGAAGAUCUUAUCGAUAACAAUAAACUUUGUCGUUAUUUUUCGUAUAUGACCGAUUCAAAUUUACGAGAAAAUAAUUUUUUUGAUCCCCUUAAAGCAAUAGAACAUGUAGAUCAGACUCGUCACUCCUUAAUGAAUUUAUGUUUACAUAUGCCAUUUACAACCGGCGACUUGCCAGAUGACUAUAGUCGUUUUAGAGGAAUACAGGGUAUGUCAUCGAAGCAUGAUGUUAUUGUUUUUAAUUCUUAUAUGAUUAACGGAUUACGCAAAAAUCAACAGUAUUUCGAUUCACAAAUAUGCACAGAAAUAUUUUUUAUUUUCGUCAGAUUAUUACAUGAACUCAGCCAUGCUUGCAUCUUCGACUCUGGUCGUCGUAUGAACCAGUACAACUCCAGACGAUUUCACACUCCAAUGACUCAUUGUCUGCAUGGCGAAGCGGGUUGGGCAGUAGAGAGGAUGCUAUUUGGAUCAAAAAUCGAUGCGCCUGAUUACACUGUCGAUCAUAAAUUUAUUAUUCAGUAUCUGGCGUUUACGGAUGGAACACCAUCGGGUGUUAUCGACCAAGAUUGGAUUGAUUCAUUUGUAAAAGACUCGUUGAAUGAAAAUAAAUUGAAAAUGGUUGAAAGUAUUGAAUGUGUGCCGUAUCAAUAUCUCACAGAAACUCUGCAAGUAAAGCUAGAAGGUGGACGAAAAGUUCUGGCAAAAGCUAGUCGGCAUUCAAAAAUAUUGUCCUUUGAUGAAUUUGAUAAUGAAACUACAAGUGAUUCUUAA
This is a messenger RNA of Didymodactylos carnosus, 954 nucleotides long. The record is from the annotation of a GenBank genome assembly. NCBI's taxonomy places the organism in Eukaryota, Metazoa, Rotifera, Eurotatoria, Philodinida, Philodinidae.